GAAAAGGCCCAGAGAAGAGACAGGAGAAUGGAUUUAUCCCGGCUUAAAAAAUGUCUCUUAAGGUCACUCUUCUUGUGGUGUGGUUGGUUUCUCAGUGCUGGUCCGCUCCAUAUAGGAGAAACUGGACUCCUCAGGCAAUAUUGUAUCUUAAAGGCGCACAGGGACACCGCUCAACCCUGGAGCGCAGCAGCAGAGAAGAAGGGGACGCUUUACAAUUAGUGAACUUUAAUCAGAUCAACGACGGGCUGGGAUUGUCUUCAGCUUCUGUCGAGCUCCUGCAACAAGCUGCAGAAGAAGGUGGCGGCAGACACGUUUACCGAGACUCGAGCUUAAAGCAUCUCUGAUUACCUUUUGCCUGAUCCAGUUGUCAUACUUGCUGUUGGAUAUUUGAACUCUAAAAUGUCGUUGUUGGUAUGAAUGGAUAAUCUGCAGCAAAGAACUCUUAAAUAAACUUCAUUGUUCUAAAAAUGUAAAUUGAUUAUGACUGACUACAUUCUCAUGUGUUGUGAUGUGUUUGCUGGCAGAAAAUUUUGUUC
This is a messenger RNA of Xiphophorus maculatus (southern platyfish), 536 nucleotides long. RefSeq names its product spexin hormone (gene spx). The record is from RefSeq and is a predicted model, not a curated record. The coding region runs from base 51 to 344 and encodes 97 amino acids. Gene Ontology annotation, molecular function: neuropeptide hormone activity. Lineage: Eukaryota; Metazoa; Chordata; Actinopteri; Cyprinodontiformes; Poeciliidae. The transcript is spliced from 6 exons.